Pseudophryne corroboree (corroboree frog) is the source of this 854-nucleotide messenger RNA. RefSeq names its product membrane magnesium transporter 1 (gene MMGT1). Gene Ontology annotation, cellular component: Golgi apparatus; EMC complex; plasma membrane. The coding region runs from base 162 to 560 and encodes 132 amino acids. The transcript is spliced from 4 exons. Lineage: Eukaryota; Metazoa; Chordata; Amphibia; Anura; Myobatrachidae. The record is from RefSeq and is a predicted model, not a curated record.
UGCCGUAGUGGCAGGUGACAACCACAAUAUGGCGUCCAGACGUGCAUGAUUGGUUGGCGUACGUGGUGUGUAGCCAGACGUCGGCGCAGCAAUUAGACAUCACCGCUAGCGCCCGCCGGCUGCUGCUGCUGCUGUAUCGGGGAGUGGAGGCGCUCAGGAACAUGGCGUCUUCUAUCUGGAAAGGGCUGGUCGGUGUCGGGCUCUUUGCCCUGGCACACGCCGCUUUCUCAGCUGCUCAGCAUCGUUCUUACAUGCGAUUGACUGAAAAGGAAGAUGAGACAUUACCUAUAGAUAUAGUUCUACAAACCUUGCUGGCAUUUGUAGUGGCCUGCUAUGGCAUAGUACAUAUCGCUGGAGAGUUUAAAGACAUGGAUGCUACUUCAGAAUUAAAAAAUAAGACAUUUGAUACGUUAAGGAAUCAUCCGUCAUUUUAUAUCUUCAAUCACCGUGGACGGGUAAUGUUCCAGUCCCCUGACACAGAGGAUUCUCCACAAAACCCAGCUGUGUUCACGUCCAGUGCGCCACUGAAGCUACGGAAGCUAGAAACAAUGCAACGUUAAAAACAACUGAUUUUUACAGAUGCUUAUAGAAGAGAACAUUGUAAUAACAUGGGAGUCUGGGAUGUAAACACUUCAUUUUUAUAUAUUUUUUUUUUCUUUUUUUUUUUUUUUUUCCUGGGGCAAUAUUUAUAUUGAUCUUCCAGACUUUAUAAAAGGAAAAAAAGAGGACUUUCUUUGUACACUUACUGAAAAGGACUGUAUUGUGGACUAGCAAUGCACUGUAACUUAUUGCUACAAUUAUGCUGUAAAAGAUGUAUUUUACCUUUGAAACAUUAAAUCUAAGCUGCAGCUCAA